CCGUUUCAACAACUUGCCCCCAAUGUCACGCACGAUCACCCAACUCUCCACGCUUGCAGUGACCCUCCGCCUCUCGCCGCCCCCCAAAAACGUCACCGAGUCCCGCCAGGUGCUCAAAGCGCUGCAAAAAUUCGGCCAAGUAACGGCCUUCAAAGCUCUACGCUUCCCCUCGGCAACAUCAACCUUCACGCCGACGGUGCACGCGCUGUUCGCGUCGGCCACCGCCGCCAGCGCGGUCAAGAUCGCCUCGCCGCUGCAUAUCUCGCACAUCGAAGCGGUCGUGAUCGAGGACGUGGGGCGAUGGACGGGGAAGGAGCACGAAGACUACCUUGCGCGCGCGGAGAGCGUGGUGCGCGAUGAGGACGGCGGGAAGGAGCUCUUGACGGCGAUCAGAGCGUCCGGUACCGGCUUUGGCCUCGGCGAUAGGCGCAGGGGGAAGGGCUGGGAGGCGAGAGCGACGAAGGACGCUGAGGGGGGGUUCGCACAGACACAGAAUCAGCAGCAGUAACAAUGGCUCUAGAGUAGAGUGCGGUGGCCCGCACCCCCGGUCUGAUAUCUCCGUGUCCGUUGCCAAUGUCGAUCCGAUGUGCGGAGAGCCCCGCGUAUCGCGGCCACACGCGUCACGUGAUUACCUAUAGUAGGUAGCAUACUUGAAUGAAACUUGGGGUCCGACCCUCCCUCGCCCUGCAUACCACAUCCACUAGGUAUCAUAGUCUCUAGGCUGUCAGUCAGUAUCACUCAGUGGCAGGGUAGCUCCUUUACUCUAGCGAUAGCUAUAGCAAGAGUCAUCUAUAGAGUAGAGUAUCUACCAUCCGAUUCUUCCAACAACAGUCGGCCAGCCUUGACGCUAGUUAGCUGCCAGAAGUCCGAAGCUGGCGUUGAGGAUGGAGGAUGGAGGAUGGGGGAUAGAGGAUAGGGG
Tricharina praecox is the source of this 919-nucleotide messenger RNA. RefSeq lists its product as uncharacterized. The record is from RefSeq and is a predicted model, not a curated record. The transcript has 2 exons. Bases 23 to 508 code for a protein of 161 amino acids. Lineage: Eukaryota; Fungi; Ascomycota; Pezizomycetes; Pezizales; Pyronemataceae.